AUGGGGGGAGUCGGCCUCCUGUUGGUAGUGGUCCUGACAGGAGGACUCUACUGGUUAAGCCCGGUGGACACGACGGCCCGAACCGACCUUGCGCUUCCGCGCCCGCGGGAUGGUACUGCAUCGUUCGAGUACGUGGCCGGACAGUCGGUGUCCGUGCAGGGGGUGCACGGUGCCGCCGCAGGCACCCUCGAGGGCGAACGCCGGGGUACCGUCACCAGUCCAGGGGUUGACGGCGGCGCGGCGGAGGCGGCCGGGAACCCGACCGGCAGCGGGGUCCGACACCGGGACGUCGCACCUGACGAUACGGCAGCCGCCCCGAUGCGGCAGCCGAUUCCACGGGUAACAGUGGAUACUCAGGUCCCUGCCAGUCCUGCGGCGACGCCGGCCGAGCGGGCGAUCCCCACCAGCGGCGCACGCACCGCCGCCGCGCCGGCCACCAGUCACAACUCGCCGGCCACGACCGGGUCAUCUUCGCGCCCCGCGGCAGUGCGCGCCGCUCCACUGGCGAAACUCGCGCCCUUGGCGCCGUUGCGCGAGUUCUGGGUACAGGUCGGAAGCUUCGCCAGUCGCAGCCGGGCCAACGCUCUCGGACAGCGGCUCGGCGAUCAGGGCAUCGUCAGCCGCGUGACCACGCGCACGUCCAGAGCCGAGGUAUUCUUCCGCGUGCGCGUCGGCCCCUACGCCAGUCGUGUGGAAGCCGAGAAGUUCCUCGCCUGGGUGCAGCAGGUCGACGGUCUGGACGGCAGUUAUAUCUCCGAGGUGCGCAACGCGGGCGGAUAG
This is a messenger RNA of Geodia barretti, 780 nucleotides long. The record is from the annotation of a GenBank genome assembly. Lineage: Eukaryota; Metazoa; Porifera; Demospongiae; Tetractinellida; Geodiidae.